AUGCCUGCCUCCCAUUCUCCUAUUUUACGUCUUACCUCUGUGGCCCUGUCGGUGUCAAACCUCCAAAUCCUCGCUGCGUCAUUGAGUAUUGAUGGCAAGUUAUGUGAUGUCGACGUUACGCUCUCCUUCAUUCUCCUUGAUGUUUCCAUGGCUUUUACUGUAUGUAGUGUUAUUGAUGGGCAGUGCUGGUGA
This is a messenger RNA of Heterobasidion irregulare TC 32-1, 192 nucleotides long. RefSeq lists its product as uncharacterized. Bases 1 to 192 code for a protein of 63 amino acids. NCBI's taxonomy places the organism in Eukaryota, Fungi, Basidiomycota, Agaricomycetes, Russulales, Bondarzewiaceae. The transcript has a single exon. The record is from RefSeq and is a predicted model, not a curated record.